UUCUGAGUCAGUCGAGCCUGGAAAUCGGACGGGAGCACAACGUAAACUUUAAAACGCGUGUCGAAAAGCAAAAUUAGGUAGUUGCUAUCAGCAUCGGUGCAAUAAAGGAAAUACUUUGAAUCUAAAAUAUUAUAAAACGAAAGUCCAAGAUGGCCAAGUGCCUACUGGGCCUCUGGCUGGCGAUCCUGCUAGUGGAUCGGUCCGGGGUUAUAGCUUAUCGAUCAGACUACCGGAGCGGGCAGUCGGGACAAGGCGGCUUAUCAGCGGGGCACUCGGGCUACGGAGGCGACCAACAGCAGCCCAUUUAUCAGCGGGACUCGCCGUGUCCGCCGCAUUUUACGGGUCUGGUUGCGUAUCCCCACGACUGUCACCGCUAUGUGAACUGCAACGGUGGCAGCCCCACCAUCCAGACCUGCUCGCCUGGAACGCUGUUUAAUGGCAGGACUCUGGUCUGCGAUCAUCCCAGCAACGUGGUCUGCCCCUCACCGCAGCCACAAUCGACUCGCCUAGGACGUCUGAACCAGUUCGAUGGUAAACCAAAGUGUCAGGCCGGAAUGAAUGGAUUGCAGCCUCAUCCGACGGACUGCACCAAGUUCCUCAACUGUGCCAAUGGGCAGGCCUUCGUAAUGGACUGCGCGCCAGGAACAGCCUUCAGUGUAGCAUCACUGGUUUGUGUGCACAAGGACAUUGCCAAAUGUGGAGUUGGAGCUGAACCUGAAGAAAGAGAAGGAUCCUCGGGCCAAGGCUAUCCUGCGCACGACUUGGGUUGUCCAUCCGGCUUUCGUGGCCUUCGCCCACACCCGCACGACCUGCACAAGUACUUGCGUUGCGGCAUUGGUGUUCAGCCUCAGGUGGAACAGUGUGCGCAGGGAAUGAUCUUCCAUGGCUCCUCUCUGGUAUGUGUGUUUUCUGACUCCUCUCGGACCUCCUCUUCCUCCACCUCUGCUGAGAUUCAGGUGAACUAUCUGCUCUGUCCCGUGGGAGCAGUUGGCCUGUUUGUUCACCCCUUCGAUCAGACUAAGUUCCUCAGUUGUAGGGAUGGUAAGGUGGCGGUGCAAAGCUGCCGGCCCAAUUAUGUGUUCAGCAUAUCGAGGGGCUACUGUCAGCUGAAAGUACAGUUGGCCUUCAGCGACUAUGUGACUUUAAUUAUCUCUGAGGUCACCUAUGAGUACUCAUUGACCUUAAAUGCUUGUCCUGGCAACAUCAACGGCAUCUUUUUGUAUCCCUACGAUGCUGAGAAGUAUGUCCAGUGCUCGGCUGGUGGCAGGAUGUCCAUUCUAAGCUGUGGCCCACAGAAAGCCUUCAGUGUAUCCCAAGGCUCUUGUCUUCUUCGUGAUCAGGUGCACAGCACAGAUCGCGUGAGGUUCUGGCAGGAAAUCCAAGAUCAGACUACGUUCACCUCUCACAGCAGUCUUUCAGGACAGCCCCAGGGCCAGGGGUCUUCCCUUAGAUCGUGCCCAACAAAUGUCCAGAAGAACUACCCCUAUCCAUUCCAUGCUGGCCACUUUGUGAGGUGUCAGAAUGGAGUAUUCGAGAUUGUCAGUUGUUUCUCUGGGAUGGUUUACAGCCUGUCCCAGCGACAGUGUGUGAACCGCUACCUUCUCCCUGCCCACGACUACUUGGAUUACUCCUAUAUUAGUGCUGAUCUUUCAACUGAAUUUAUGGUCGAUCAAUCGACGCUUACUUGUCCCCCACAAUUCCAAGGAUACUAUCUGCAUCCCUUUGAUUGCACCAAGUAUGUCAGGUGCUGGAAUCAUCAGACCUUUAUUGAGAGCUGCACGCCGGGAGAAAUCUUCAGCUUUUCGAAUCAGAAAUGCGUUCCCAAGGAUCAAUGCAAGGGUCCCAGCGAUCAUGUAGAGUAUUUGAUCGAUGGAUCGGAACCCAAAAAUAUAUUUGGAAAGAGCGGGGAAGUUACCUGCCCACCUGGAUCCUCGGGACUUCAUGCCCAUCCAUUCGACUGCACAAAGUUCUUAGAAUGUGGAAACGGCCAGACUUUUGAACAGAGUUGUGGGCCUGGAACUGCUUUCAGCACUGUCAUUAACAGUUGUGAUUUUGCCAAUAAUGUGGACUGCACCGGAAGAAGCUCUUUACCCGCUCUGCCUCCAGUGCCUAAGCAGGUACCUAGCUACCCAGCGAAACCAGCGGAUACCCUUCCACCACCACAGUCAUCAAAACCGUCUUACCCACCUGCCGAGCAGCGAACUGACCUUUUGUGCCCAUCUGGAGUGCAAGGUCAAUUUGUCCACCCCUUUGACCAAACCAAGUUUCUCCUGUGUCAGUCUGGUAAGCUGACCGUUCAAAGCUGUCAGUCUAAUUAUGUAUUCAGUAUAUCGAGGGGCUACUGCCUGCUGAAAACACAGUUGGCCUUUAGCGACUAUGUGACUUUAAUUAUCUCUGAAGUUUCCUAUGAGUACACAUGGGUAUUAAAUCAAUGCCCUGGAAAUACUAAUGGCACCUAUUUGUAUCCCUACGAUGCUGAGAAAUAUGUCCAGUGUUCGGCUGGUGGCAGGAUGUCCAUUCUAAGCUGUGGCCCACAGAAAGCCUUCAGUGUAUCCCAAGGCUCUUGUCUUCCUCUUGGUCAGGUGCACAGCACAGAUCGCGUGAGGUUCUGGCAGGAAAUCCAAGAUCAGACUACGUUCACCUCUCACAGCAGUCUUUCAGGACAGCCCCAGGGCCAGGGGUCUUCCCUUAGAUCGUGCCCAACAAAUGUCCAGAAGAACUACCCCUAUCCAUUCCAUGCUGGCCACUUUGUGAGGUGUCAGAAUGGAGUAUUCGAGAUUGUCAGUUGUUUCUCUGGGAUGGUUUACAGCCUGUCCCAGCGACAGUGUGUGAACCGCUAUCUUCUCCCUGCCCACGACUACUUGGAUUACUCCUAUAUUAGUGCUGAUCUUUCAACUGAAUUUAUGGUCGAUCAAUCGACGCUUACUUGUCCCCCACAAUUCCAAGGCUACUAUCUGCAUCCCUUUGAUUGCACCAAGUAUGUCAGGUGCUGGAAUCAUCAGACCUUUAUUGAGAGCUGCACGCCGGGAGAAAUCUUCAGCUUUUCGAAUCAGAAAUGCGUUCCCAAGGAUCAAUGCAAGGGUUCCAGCGAUCAUGUAGAGUAUUUGAUUGAUGAAUCGGAACCCAAAAAUAGCUUUGGAGAGAAUGGAGAAGUUACCUGCCCACCUGGAUCCUCGGGACUCCAUGCCCAUCCAUUCGAAUGCACAAAGUUUUUGGAAUGUGCGAAUGGACAUACUUUCGUGAGGAAUUGUGGACCGGGAACAGCUUUUAGCACCGUCAUCAAUAAUUGUGAUUUUGCCAAUAAUGUGGACUGCACCGGAAGAAGCUCUUUACCCGCUCUGCCUCCAGUGCCUCCAACUCAGCAAGUACCCAACUAUCCACCAAAGCCAGCGGAUACCUUCCCACCACCUCAGUCAUCCAACCCCCUUUACCCACCUGCCGAGCCCCUUACUGACCUUUUGUGCCCAUCUGGAGUGCAGGGUCAAUUUGUCCACCCCUUCGACCAAACAAUGUUUCUCCUGUGUCAGUCUGGCAAACUGGCGGUUCAAAGGUGCCAGCCAGGUUAUGUGUUCAGCAUAUCAAGAGGCUCCUGCCAGCUAAAAACACAGUUGGUCUACAGCGACUAUGUGACCUAUAUAGCCUCUGUGAUAAGCAUCGAGGAGACUAUGAUCCUCUCUGCUUGCCCGGAUGGCACUGACGGCCUUCAUCUUUACCCCUACGAUGCUAGCAAAUAUGUGCGUUGUUCUGGUGGAGGAAAGAUGUCCAUUGAAAGUUGCGGGGAGCAAAUGGCCUUCAGUUUGGAGCAUCGGGCUUGCCGGCCCAAUCGCCUGGUGGCAAAGGACGAUCGCGUCAGGUUCUGGGGGGAGUUACAGUUCCAGAAAACGACAACGCUUACCACACAGGAUGUCCAGACCUCUCAGUCCCCACUAAGGGAGUGUCCACCCUCGCUGCAGGGGAACUACCCCUAUCCCUUCCACGCUGGCCUCUAUGUGAAGUGCCAGAACGGUCGGUUGCAGAUUGAGCGUUGUCCCCAAUCAUUUUUCUACAGCUUACCCCAACGACAGUGUGUCGCCCGUCGGUUACUUUCCACCCGCGACUACGUUUUCUUCACCUUGAACAUUGAUCAACUCUCGACUGAACUUGUUCAGGACCUCACAACGUUGGCUUGUCCUCCGCUAGCUCAGGGCGAUUACUUACAUCCUUUCGAUUGUACGAAGUAUAUUAUCUGCCGGGAGAGACAAACCCAUGUCGGAAGCUGUAUGCAGGCCGAAGUAUUCAGCAUAUCCCAGCAAAAGUGUGUCGUCCGGGAUAGGAUAACCGAGCCCUACGAUCGGGUGGAGUAUGCUGGGGACACUCAGCACGAAUUGAGCCUGGUAGUGGAACAGGAGCAACCUCAGCAGGGCAAGGGACUGUCGCCUGGAGGAGAAUAUCCUUCACCUGGAAACUAUCAAACUCCUAAUAAGUCGAAUAACCAGCUGCCCUAUCAAGGUAGUGGAGGUUACUCGUCUUCUUUACCAACCAAUGAAGGUUACCCACCAUAUAACCAACCCAAAGGAAAUUAUCAGCCACCAAUUACUGGUGGAGCUCCGUAUCCAGGGGGUAUACAGCCCUCUGCCCCAACCAAUAAAGGUUACCCACCAUAUACCCAACCCAAAGGAACUUAUCCGCCACCAAUUACUGGUGGAGCUCCGUAUCCAGGGGCUGUACAGCCCUCUGCCCCAACCAAUGAAGGUUACCCACCAUAUAACCAAGCCAAAGGAACUUAUCAGUCACCAAUUACUGGCGGAGCUCCGUAUCCAGGGGGCGUACAGCCCUCUGCACCAGCAAGUCCUCUGACUUGCCCCGAAAAGGUUAGCGGCCUCUUCCCGAAUCCAUUUGACGCUACAGGCUAUCUGACCUGUGUGGAAGGUCACACCUUGACUAGGCAAUGCCAGCACCUGGAUGUGUUUAGUGUUUCUCAAGGCUACUGCCUGCCUGAGCAGCAUGUUGCCAAAACGGAUCGCGUCCCAUUCGAGAGGCAGCAAACAGAUCAGGAUAAUCCUUUGGCUUGUCCCAGAGGAUCUUUGGGCUUCUUUGUGUACCCCUUCGACUGCUCAAAGUAUCUGAGCUGCGGGCCCAAUGGGAUGGAACUGCUCAGUUGUCCGAAUGAACAGCACUAUAGUGUCUCCCAUGGUAUUUGCAAGCCCGUUGAGCAGGUGCUACGUGAGGACCGUUUGUAUACACUCAGUGAGCUGCACAUCAUUUACGAGUGGACGCAGCGGAUGAAAGUUGAGGGCGCGCUGACCGUGUGUCCCGAGGGAAUAAGCGGUACCUUGCCGCAUCCCAGGUUGCCCAGAAAAUUCCUCCGGUGUGGACCAGGCCAGGCCGAAUCGUACGACUGUCCGGCCCAGCACAUUUUCAGCGUAUCCCGAAGAGUGUGUGUUCCGGAUGAACAACUUCCCAGUGACGAUCGCACCGAUUAUAUAGUUCGGGGUACAAUCUCCGGUUGGAUUAUUCCCUCUAAUGACAAUCGUCAAUCCAAAUCUUAUGAGAUAACUGGCACGGAUCAGUUUGGCAACCGAUAUACAAACAGAACGACAAUCACAACUCGGGUGAUUGGAGACCGCUGGACGAAUAUGAACAUGCAGCGACCAUCAGGUGUUGGACUGGAACAGAAUCCACAUGAUCAUCAUCAUCAGCAGGGAUAUAAUCCGAAUUGGUCUGGCCAGGAGACCUCCUAUGUGCAGCGUCAACCUUCCCAGAACACUCUAUAUGUGGAGGGAUCUCUGCAGCCGAACCGUAAUUAUCCUACCUAUAAUACUCCGUUGGCUCCCAUGUCACCCAGCCAACCGGCUGAGGAUAAGAAACCGGAGGACGAAAGUCCAGUGCCAUCACGACAAGGCUACAGUCGCAGAAUCGAUCAUGGUUCACCUGGCAAUGGCUGGAAGCCCAUGCCACCACUGCCUUCUGCGGGUGGACAAAAGCCAAUAAAUCUAGACUACACACCCCAUUUACCUGGUGCUAGGGAACCUCAAUCCCAACCACAAGAUCCUCUGCCCGGACAGAAAUCCAUUGACUUGGACUAUGAUGACCAACAAAAAAUCGAAGAUCCCUUUAACGAACCUCAGCCGCGUCCAGGAUCGUCGCCACGGUUCUAUCCUACGGGUGGACAAAAACCAUUAAAUCUAGGUUACACACCGUAUUCUCCCGGUGCCUGGGAACACCAACCCAAGGAUCCUCUGCCCGGACAGAGACCCAUUGACUUGGACUAUGAUGACCAACAAAAAGCCGAAGAUCCCUAUAAUGAACUUCAACCCCUUCCAGGAUCGCCACCACGUUUCUAUCCAGAUCAGUUGUCCAGUGGUUCCAAGCCGAUAGGUAGGCAGCAACCAGUGGACUCUCACCUUGACCCAAGUGGUUUUCCAGACCAGCAAAGGCCCUUAGAUCCUCACAAUAGCCUUCAGGGUUCGAAUGAUCCGCCAAGACAUUAUCCCAACCCUGGGUUGCCUUUGUAUAAUGAAUCCAAUCUUUAUGGGGGUCUCUUACCCCCCAAACCAGAUCCCCCGGCUAAUGCAAGAACUACUCCUCCACCCAGUCCCUCAACUUCCCAGACGCCUAGACCGCAAUUAGCUAACCGACUACACACAUUUCCCAAUUAUCCUCCUACCGGUGAUCAAACACCUCACCAAAAUCCUCAAAACCCCCACUAUAGUCCAUCUUAUGCAGGAAUUGCCCAUUCUCGCAAUGCCUCUUGGGCUAAAGUCCCUGUGACCAGUACAACUCCACGCCAACAUCCAGAUCCUUUUAAUCCUGAAUUGGAUGAGCCCUUUUAUGACGAUGAUGACUUUACGACCACAACAGAGAGGCAGGCUUUGGUGCCACCUCCUUUCGAUCACAAGUUCUAUAGUCCCCAGUCGCAGAUUGGUGUUAUUAGUAAGGAUAGAUCUGGCCUUGAUCCCAACUCCCAAGCGGCCAUGAAAGAGGCUCUUAAGCUUAUGCUGCGUCCCUAUUUCAAUCAUAGUGGAAAUGCCCAAGAAAAACUAGCUAAGCAGACUGAGUCAGCCAUAGUCUCUGUGAUAAGUAAGCCCCCAACUAAUUUGACUACGCCAACGUCCAGGACGACUACUUCUACGACACCCAGAACUGACCUCGACUCCGACGCCGAACUGAUUAAGGCGGGUGAACAGGAGAGCCUAGAUUCCGUUGACGACGACUAUGUUUUUCCAGAUGCCAGGGAGACAUCCCGAACCGAGCAGACCCUAGAUCCCAGUACCACGUACGCCUCGACUGACUUUCAAAGGAGCACCCGCCGGGUGGAGCUUGACCAGAAGACCCCCACCCCAACCACAACCACAACCAAAAACAAUUGGCUUGCGUCUGGUCACAGUCGUGACUACCACCGACGUCAUCCAAAUCUCCCCGAUCCGUUCUCCGAGCACCAUCCCAAUCCCUCUCCCCACCAACACCACCACCGCCACCCCCAUGAACACAGACACCAUGAGCAUAGUGCCGACUUCCAUCGUCGUCAUCCAGAGCUACCAAAUCCCUUUCCAAACGAGGACGACAACAACCAGCAGCAGCAGGUGCUAGACGAAGACUAUGAGCUGUUGGCCAAUCCCAAUGCUGAGGAGGUGACUCCAAAACUAUCCUUCCGUUCGAUGUUCGAUCUGCAAUGCAAUUUCGAUUGCGGUAAUGGCAAGUGCCUGAAGAAGGAGCAGGUCUGUGAUGGUCAGAAGAACUGCGACAAUGGCAAGGACGAGGCCAACUGCCCGGCAUUGGACUACGAGGUGCGCUUAACAGGAGGUGAAGGCCCACAUGCGGGUCGCAUCGAGGUCAAGGCUAAUGGCCAAUGGGGCUAUGUGUGCGAUGACAAGUUCGGUCUUAAGGAUGCUGAUAUAGUAUGCCGCGAAAUUGGCUACCAUAUGGGGGCCCAAGAAGUUCGUGGUAGCUCUUUCUAUGCUCCUCCCAACCAGGACUUUAACUACCUAAUCGACGAGGUUGAAUGUCAUGGCAAUGAGACCAAGCUAAAGGAUUGCGCCUUCAAAGGUUGGGGUGUCCACAACUGCGGAGUUGAUGAAGUUGCGGGCGUGGUCUGCAAGGUUCCCGUGAUGAAGUGUCCCAAUAACUACUGGCUCUGCCAAUCCGGAAAGGACUGCAUUCCACCCACCUUUGUGUGCGACAAUACGGAAGACUGUCCGGAUAAGUCGGACGAAAGUCCAGCCAUCUGUGAGGCUCGCCCUCAGUACCGUUUGGAGGGAGGACGCAGCUCCAACGAAGGACGCCUUGAAGUUAAGCACCAUGGCGUUUGGGGCAGUGUUUGCGAUGAUGACUUCAACCUAAAGGCUGCCCAAGUUGCCUGCAACUCCUUAGGUUUCUACGGACCAGCGAAAAUCGAGAAAAACAUCUAUGGCAUCGGCAACGGACCCAUUUGGCUAGAUCAGGUUAUGUGCUAUGGAAACGAGACCUCCAUCGACCUGUGCAACCACUGGAACUGGGGCGAGAGUAACUGCAACCACACCGAAGAUGUGGCGCUGCGUUGCACCGCUGGCCCACCACCUCGCAGCCAACAGUUUCUCCAGAGCCAACUGAAAGGUGGCAGGACGGUGGCGGAGGAAGCCGCAGCCAGGAGCUAUUCUCAAAUAGGCUUGUGGGAGCGAUCUAGCAAGGCCCUGCAUACACCUCGUCGCUGCGGAAUCUUCAAGGACGACCUGACCGAUGAGUAUGCCCAUCGAGAGGAGCGCGUGGUAAGGGGGAAUGUGGCCCAGCGGGGCCGCCAUCCCUGGCAGGCCACCCUGAGAACCCGUGGACGUGGUGGAAUCUCCAGUCAUUGGUGUGGAGCGGUGGUAAUUUCCAAGCGUCAUCUUCUCACAGCCGCCCACUGUCUCUAUGGGUCUUCGAAGGGAGCCUACUUUGUGCGCGUCGGAGAUCACUAUGCCAACAUAGCCGAGUCCUCCGAGGUAGAUACGUUCAUUGAGAACUGGUACAUACACGAGGAGUUCCGCAAAGGCACCCACAUGAACAACGACAUUGCGCUGGUGGUGCUGAAGACUCCUCUGAAGUUCAGUGACUACGUGCAGCCCAUUUGCCUGCCCGAUAAGAAGGCUGAGCUCGUCCAGGAUCGCAAGUGCACCAUUUCCGGUUGGGGUUCCAUCAAAUCGGGAGUGUCCACUCCUGCCCAAGUUUUGGGAUCUGCGGAACUUCCCAUUCUGGCGGAUCAUGUCUGCAAGCAACCGAAUGUUUACGGAGCGGCCAUGGCGGAAGGCAUGUUCUGCGCCGGCUCCAUGGAUGAGAGCGUGGACGCCUGCGAAGGUGACUCGGGCGGCCCGCUCGUCUGCUCCGAUGACGAUGGCGAGACUUUGUACGGCCUCAUUUCGUGGGGUCAGCACUGCGGCUUCAAGAACAGGCCGGGUGUCUAUGUGCGUGUCAAUCACUAUAUCGAUUGGAUCUACGACAAAAUCAAUGAGAGCUUGAAGCGCUUUUAAAUGAAAUUAUUUUCUAGCACUUAAAUCCAGCUUGUCACAUGACCUUUAUUGUGUAAGAAUUUUGUAGUGAGCAUACAAAUAAAGCAGAAUAUUUCGAAAAUAA
Molecule: messenger RNA, 9564 nt
Organism: Drosophila biarmipes
Lineage: Eukaryota; Metazoa; Arthropoda; Insecta; Diptera; Drosophilidae
Exons: 20
Coding region: 150-9461 (3103 amino acids)
Biological process (GO): proteolysis
Cellular component (GO): membrane; extracellular region
Molecular function (GO): protein binding; chitin binding; serine-type endopeptidase activity
Source: RefSeq, a predicted model, not a curated record